AUGGAGGAUUCAGAGCAGGAUGUCCGUAGGUUCGUGCUACCUUCACCAUCUGUCUCUGCGCCAAACUCUCCAUCGAUCUUCGAGAUCUCUUCGGACAGUGCUAAGUCCGUGGAGCGUGCGGAUAGUCAGGCCCAGGUGGAGUCUCCGAUCCCAAUGCCUCUACUCCCCGAGCGGGCACCCACAUUUGGAGACUUGUCCCCCCAGCACCAGGAGAAGCUCCGGGAGAUAAAUUAG
This is a messenger RNA of Arabis nemorensis, 234 nucleotides long. Lineage: Eukaryota; Viridiplantae; Streptophyta; Magnoliopsida; Brassicales; Brassicaceae. The record is from the annotation of a GenBank genome assembly.